Molecule: messenger RNA, 588 nt
Organism: Paramuricea clavata
Lineage: Eukaryota; Metazoa; Cnidaria; Anthozoa; Malacalcyonacea; Plexauridae
Source: the annotation of a GenBank genome assembly
AUGGCGUCUUUUGACCCCGAUUUCAACAAAUAUCUUUGGCUAUUUUUUCAGCAAAUAAAGGCAAAACGACAAGCUAAUACGCAUGGCAGUAUUAUAAGUAAAUCGAACACUAACUUCUUUGACAUUCUCUUUGGGAAGUUAGCCAAGAAGAGGAGAGUAAAGUAUAUUUCAACUCUCCUUGCUUACCAAUACCGCGAGCGAGGCAUGUGGAUGAGACCACGCACAGAUGCCUGGUUUGUCAUGGUUGACAAAUCUCUGGACGAUCAAACAUGGUACGCCAACUUUAGAGUUUCAAGGCACACAUUUCAGUUUAUCCUCGAUCAGAUUGAAGAUGAUAUUGUUCAUGAGAAUACAAGGCUUCGCAAAGCAGUUUCACCGAAAUGCAGAUUGGCAAUGGCUUUGUACUAUCUUGCAAGCACUGCUGAAUAUCGCACAAUUGCAAAUUUGUUUGGAGUUUCCCCGUCAUUUGUUUGUAUUUGCGUGAGAGAAGUCUUCCAAGCAAUCAUUGAUAAUAUGAAAUCGUCAUUUGUAUUUUUACCCAAGGACGAGGAGCUUGAUGCAAUUGUCAAAGUGUACAAAGAAAGGUGA